Zymoseptoria tritici IPO323 is the source of this 531-nucleotide messenger RNA. RefSeq lists its product as uncharacterized. The transcript has 3 exons. NCBI's taxonomy places the organism in Eukaryota, Fungi, Ascomycota, Dothideomycetes, Mycosphaerellales, Mycosphaerellaceae. Bases 1 to 531 code for a protein of 176 amino acids. The record is from RefSeq and is a predicted model, not a curated record.
AUGUCCGACUCCCACUCUCACGAGCACACCCACGAUGACGGCCACUCCCACUCCCACGACCAUACCGCUCCCCCCAACGACGACUGGAAGACCACCGGCGUCCGCGUGAUCCCCGCCGACUCGCUGGACAGCAACACUGCGCAAACGCCCGGUAUGGAUCGUGCUGCUGCCAUCAACUUUGCUCGGGUGGGAGCACAGAAGAUCUGGGCGGGGACGGUCAAUAUUCAUCCGGAUGCGAAGACGGGGGCGCAUCAUCAUGGACACCUCGAAUCUGUCAUCUACAUUCUCAAAGGCAAAGCUCGCAUGCGCUGGGGUGAGAAGUUGGAGUUCACAGCCGAAGCAGGUCCCGGAGACUUCAUCUAUGUACCUCCAUAUGUUCCCCACCAGGAGAUCAACGCGAGCGCAGACGAGAAGUUGGAGUGCGUGUUGAUGCGCAGCGACAGCGAGGCGAUCGCGGUGAAUUUGCCGGACUUGGAGCCGAUUGAGAAACCUACGACGGUGAAGUGGAUUGAUCCGACGCAUACUACAUAG